CGGUGCCGUGUCCAAGCCGUAUUUCCCACCGCGCCGCUGAAGUGUGGUGAGGGCUCUGCCAAUCGCGGGCGGCCAGAGCGGGGCCGGGGAUGCGCGGAGUUAGGAGCGCAGACAAAAGAAGUUAAAGAGCCGCUUAAUAUAUACAUGUUUUUGAAGGCGGGUAGAGGGAAAAAAAUAACAACAGCGAGCGUAGAUGGGCUUGGCUGUGUCGUUAUGGAGCCCCCUUUGAGCAAGAGGAACCCGACACUGAGAUUAGCGGAUUUGGCAGCGGCUCAGCCCCAUCCUCACCAGAACAUGACAGGCUUCCCGGGGCUGGGGAACCACCACGUCCACCCCCACCACGCGGCCCACCUCCACCCCGGGGACGCGGGUGGCGACCCUGGCGGCGCCCUCACGCCGCUCGGACCCGAGCACAUGGCGCAGCCCGCCGCCCUCAAGCUCACGCCCGAGGCGCUCACCGCCGCAGCCGCUGCUUCGCCGCGCCCGCCGCCACCACCACCGCCGCCGCUGCCGCCGCCACCGCCGCCGCCGCCACCACCGCCGCCGCCUACGCCGCCCGCAGCCGCCCUCCCGGGCUACCCGUCGGGGGGGGCGGCAGGCCGGGACUUCCUCCUGCGGCGGGAGCUGCCCGCCGCCGCCGCCGCCGUGCAUGGGGCGCUGGGUGAACAGCACCCGCCCGCCAGCUCCCCCCACCUCCCGCACCCGCCGCCCCACGGCGUCUUCAUCUCGGCCGCCGGCACUUACGGGACGGCCGACGGGACGCACGCCGCAUUCCCGCCGCCGCCGCCAGGCGAGCAGGGCGCGCCCCCCGGCCGCCAUCCGCCGCUCAACGGGCAGAUGCGCUUGGGGAUGGCGGCCGCCGCCGGGGAGCUCUACGGACGCGCCGAGGCGCACUACGGGGCCGCUGCCGCCGCCGCCUCCUCCUCGGCGUUGCAAGGUUACGGCUCCGUCAACCUCAACCUGGCAGCGGCGGCGGCGGCCGGCCACGGGCACCCGCACCACCCCCACCACCACCACCAUCAUCACCACCACCACCAUGCCCACGUCGGGGCGGCGGCGGCCGCGGCCGGAGCUUUCUUGCGGUACAUGCGGCAGCCCAUCAAGCAAGAGCUGAUCUGCAAGUGGAUCGACCGAGAGCCUCCUCCUCCGCCUCCUCCUCCGCCACCGGGCGCUAGGAAGCCUUGCUCCAAAACUUUCAGCACGAUGCAGGAGCUGGUGAGCCAUGUCACCGUGGAGCACGUCGGCGGGCCCGAGCAGAGCAGCCACGUGUGCUACUGGGAGGAGUGUCCCCGCGAAGGCAAGCCCUUCAAAGCGAAAUACAAACUCAUCAACCACAUCCGAGUGCACACGGGAGAAAAGCCCUUCCCCUGCCCCUUCCCCGGCUGCGGGAAGGUCUUCGCUCGCUCCGAAAACCUCAAGAUCCACAAGCGGACUCAUACAGGGGAGAAGCCCUUCAAGUGCGAGUUCGACGGCUGCGAGAGGAAGUUUGCCAACAGCAGCGACCGCAAGAAGCACUCCCAUGUCCACACCUCCGACAAGCCCUACUACUGCAAGAUCCGCGGCUGCGACAAGUCCUACACGCACCCCAGCUCCUUGCGGAAGCACAUGAAGAUCCACUGCAAGUCUCCGCCGCCCUCCCCGCCGCCGGGCUCCCAGGCCUACGCGGCGGCGGGGCCCCCCGACGGGCCACUGCCCUCCGAGGCCGACCCGGCCGCCGAGCCGCCCCGCGGCCGCGCUGCCGCCCUCUCCCCGCCGGUCACCAACCUCAGCGAGUGGUACGUCUGCCAAGCCGGGGGGGCUCCCCGCCGGCCCCGCACCCCCUCCAGCCGCGACACGUCCCCGGCCUCCGAGGGGGAUGAGCCCCACAGGACCUCGAGGGGCAGAACCGCUCCCUAGGGCCGUGCCGUGCCGCCGGCGGCCCCGGCCCCGCCGCGCUGGCCCAGGCUGCAGCAGCAGCCGCCUGGCACAGGGGGCUGGCUUGGAAGUGCCAUCAGGUUUUACUUGCGCUAUUUAUUCCGUGUACGAAACCCUAUGGUGUUUGUACGGUAACUAAUUUAAUUAAAGAGACUCGGAACUUUUUUUUUAUUCUUUUCUUUUUGUAAGAAAAAACAUUAAUAACUCCAAGCUGGGCCAUCUCAGCAACCCAAGCAGCACACUUUGCAGGAGGAGGGUGCCAAGAGAGAUGCCCGGCUCCCACCCUGCCCAUGCCGCACUGCUCUUAACAAGAGAGAGAGCCGGGAGAAGGCCGUGAGCUGGCAGAGCCCUCACGUUUCCUGGAGCAGCUCUUAAAUACUUCAGCUGCCACCCCAGCGCCUCCCCUUCAGCCUGGGUAAAGCCCCAGGUUUUCAGUGGCCUCCUAAUGGUAAAGCAGCACCUGCUGAAGCUCCAGCCAGUGGAGGACAGGUUAUGAAUCCUAUAAAAUCAAAUAAAUUCCCCCCCACACACACCCUUGCAAUUCAGCUCCUUUGUAAACGUUGGUUUAUCUCCCGAGUCGUGGGGUCCACCUGCACCCGGCAUUUUCUCUCCAGCCCUUUUUCUUUCUCCCUUAGCCGGAACCAUGUGUAAACGAUUUAGGGAAGGAAAGACAAAAGAUGCAGCACUGCCUUACCAUUCCUCCGUGGCUUGUACGGGUAUGGCUCCUAAAACGUAGCCAGAGAAUAAAAGAAACCCGCUGCUAUUUGACAACUGCGAUACUGUGAUAUAUUUUGUUGGUUUUGUUGUUUUGUUUUGUUUUGUUUUUCCUAAAAAAACACGCACGAAAACUGACAGUGAUUUUCCAUUUUCUUGGGGUUGGUAUUAUUAUUACUCUCUUUGUUAUUAUAUUUUUUUAAGUUCUCCUCACAGAGGAUGUAAACCUAACCCUCUUGCGUCCUCCAGCCACGUGUACAGCCAAUUCGUGGAUUGGGGGAAAAGCCCCCUGGGCCCGGCGAGCGCCCCAGGGGAGAGAAGCGCGGGGCUGAGGGGGUUACUUUUAUUAUUGUUAUUUUAUACACAAGUAAAUUUUUUUUAAGUUUAUUUGCUCCCUUCAGCCGAGCCGGUGCCUGUGCGCCCUCUUCCAUUUCACCACCCCCCUGCAGUGGCCGGGCAGAGUCACCUGGGAGGAGGGGACCAGAGCUCCUGGGAAAAAGAGGGGGGCAGCGGAGAGGGCUGGAGUUGGGGUGCCUGCUCCCCCGCCCUCCAGGCUGCCCAGCCCAGCGGCCGAAGGGCUGUGGGUUAGUGGGGGACCUCGGCCCCUCUCCCUUCCGUCAGGAGCGGGGUGCGAAUAAACUAAAGAGCACUAAUUCCUCCUCAGAGACCCCGAGAGGAGAAGCGGUAGCCUCCCUCCCCUCCCCCAGGGCUUGUGGAAAUGUGUUUUGUGUGCCGUGAAUGGUGGAUGUCGUCUUGUCAUUGUUAAUAACGUGUAUGUGAACGCGAUUAUUUUGUACAGUCGAAUUAAUUUAUUUUCUGACAUCAACCUUUUUUUUUUUCCCCCUUUUUUUUCUUGGAAGAGUACAGAGCACACCAAAGAAUUCUCUUAUUAAUUUUGGUGAUAGAUCGUUGUUUAUGAUGCUGUGGUUUGUACAAAAAAAAAAAUCGUUAUAUUUUUCAGCUUACUUGAAUGAACGAUGUAAUGUGAAACAGACUCUUCCUGCAUGUCCUCCGUGCGGUGUGUUGGUGCUGAUAUAUAUAUAUAUAUAGUUCAUAGAGAUAUUAUAUUAUUAGUACAGUGCAUGGUGCUGUCACUCUGGAAGCCUUUAAACGUUGUCUUCAUAUUGUUGUGUUGGAUCUGAAGAAGCAGACGUUACUUUAAAAACAAACAGAAAACUUGAAUAGAAAAUAAUUUUUUAAAGUUCAUUCGAUUUGCUUUUUAUUCGUUUUUCAAAGCCCAUUUGAAUAAAUAGAAAAAUAAUAAAGUAAGAUAUGGACUUUUAAAAUAAUAAUUUAUGUAAUGUAAUCUUAUUAGAGAUAUUUUGGUGCUGAUUUAGAAACGAACUUUUUAAUUUAUGCAUUUUUUUCAACAACAGAUUGCACUAUACAGUACUACAUGGCAGGGUUUAUAAACUAUGGCUCGGGGGGAUAUAUCACUAUUUUUAUGUACUUGCUACACGUAGGGUCACACACUUGCCCAUCAAUUUUAUGACACAUGAUACCUCCUAAAUAAAAUAAUACUAAUUUCAAUUUUUCAUCUCUGUAAACCCCAUAAAAGCAAACAAAAAAAUAUCAUGCAAAUCAAUAAAAAAAUGUUAUUUCUAUGUA
Molecule: messenger RNA, 4236 nt
Organism: Columba livia (rock pigeon)
Lineage: Eukaryota; Metazoa; Chordata; Aves; Columbiformes; Columbidae
Gene: ZIC5
Product: Zic family member 5
Biological process (GO): regulation of transcription by RNA polymerase II
Cellular component (GO): nucleus
Molecular function (GO): DNA-binding transcription factor activity, RNA polymerase II-specific; RNA polymerase II cis-regulatory region sequence-specific DNA binding
Source: RefSeq, a predicted model, not a curated record